GUUACAUCCGGCAUAUUCCUGCUAGCUUGCAGACAUGGCAGCGUUUGCGGAAAUGGGUGUGAUGCCUGAGAUCGCUCAGGCUGUGGAGGAGAUGGACUGGCUGCUCCCUACGGACAUUCAGGCUGAGUCCAUUCCUUUAAUUCUUGGAGGUGGUGAUGUGCUCAUGGCUGCAGAGACUGGCAGUGGAAAGACUGGUGCCUUCAGCAUUCCAGUGAUUCAGAUCGUUUAUGAAACCCUGAAGGACCAACAGGAAGGCAAGAAGGGGAGGGCCUCAGUGAAGGCUGGAGGGGCAGUCAUGAACAAAUGGCAGAUGAACCCAUAUGACAGAAGCCCUGCCUUCGCCAUUGGUCCAGAUGGCAUGUGCUGCCAAAGCAGAGAGUUUAAGGAGUGGCAUGGAUGUCGCUCAACAAAAGCGGUGUCAAAGGGGAAAUACUAUUAUGAAGUGACUUGCCAUGACCAAGGUCUGUGUCGUGUGGGAUGGUCCACUGCCAAAGCUGCCCUGGAUUUAGGUACCGAUAAGUUUGGAUUUGGAUUUGGAGGAACUGGCAAGAAGUCUCACAACAAACAGUUUGAUAACUAUGGAGAGGAAUUUACCAUGCAUGAUACCAUUGGAUGCUACCUGGAUUUGGAGAAAGGCCAUGUGUCAUUUUCCAAAAAUGGGAAGGAUUUAGGUUUGGCCUUUGACAUACCUCAGCAUUUGAAAAAUGAGCCAUUCUUCGCUUCCUGUGUGUUAAAGAAUGCUGAACUGAAGUUUAACUUUGGUGACGAAGACUUCAAAAAUCCACCCAAAGAAGGCUUUGUUGCUCUGAAUAAAGCCCCAGAGACACAUAUUGUGAAGUCUAGUCAGGCUGGAACUGCACAAGUGAGCCAGGUCAAGAACCUGGCAAAUGCCCCAAAAGCACUCAUUGUUGAACCCUCAAAAGAGCUGGCUGAACAAACACUGGCCAAUGUGAAUCAGUUCAAAAAAUACGUUGAAAAUCCUAAACUAAGGGACCUUUUGAUCAUUGGAGGCGUGGCAGCAAAAGAGCAGCUGUCUGUUCUGGAGCAAGGGGUGGACAUAGUUGUUGGGACACCAGGUCGAUUAGAUGACCUUAUUUCAACUGGGAAGCUGAACCUGUCUCAAGUGCGGUUCCUGGUACUGGAUGAAUGCGAUGGGCUCCUGAGUGCAGGAUACACUGAUUUCAUCAUGAGAAUCUACAACCAGAUUCCUCAGGUCACUUCUGAUGGGAAGAGAUUGCAGGUGAUCGUGUGCUCAGCGACCUUGCAUUCCUUCGAUGUGAAGAAGCUCUCUGAGAAGAUCAUGCACUUCCCUACCUGGGUCGACCUCAAGGGGGAGGAUUCAGUGCCAGAGACGGUCCAUCACGUGGUGGUGCCCGUCAACCCCAAGACCGACCGACUGUGGGAAAGGCUCGGCAAGAACCACAUUCAGACCGACGAAGUACAUGCUAAAGACAAUACUAGACCUGGUGCCAACACUCCAGAAAUGUGGUCUGAGGCUAUUAAAAUCCUCAAGGGCGAAUACGCUGUCAGAGCCAUCAAGGAGCACAAGAUGGAUCAGGCCAUUAUCUUCUGUAGAACUAAAAUAGACUGUGACAACAUGGAACAAUACUUUAUUCAGCAAGGCGGAGGACCAGAGAAGAAGGGACACCAGUUGUCUUGUGUUUGCCUUCACGGGGACAGGAAACCAAACGAGCGCAAGUACAACUUGGAACGAUUCAAGAAACAAGAGGUGAAGUUCCUGAUCUGCACUGAUGUUGCUGCUCGAGGAAUUGAUAUCCACGGCGUUCCGUACGUGAUCAAUGUCACUCUACCGGAUGAGAAGCAGAACUAUGUUCAUCGUAUCGGAAGAGUUGGGAGGGCUGAAAGGAUGGGUUUAGCCAUAUCGUUGGUGGCUAUGGAGAAAGAAAAGGUGUGGUACCAUGUGUGUCCCAACAGAGGGAAGGGCUGUAACAGAACCAGGCUGAAGGAGGAGGGGGGCUGUACCAUAUGGUACAAUGAGAAGGAGCUCCUGGCUGAAAUUGAGGAUCACCUGAAGUGCACCAUCACGCAAUGCGAGCCGGACAUCAAAAUACCCGUGGAUGAGUUCGAUGGGAAAGUCACCUACGGCCAGAGGAGAGCCACUGGAGGUGGACUCUACAAGGGACAUGUGGACGUGCUGGCCCCCACGGUCCAGGAGUUAGCAGCACUGGAGAGGGAAGCCCAGACCUCCUUCCUGCAUCUCGGCUACCUGCCCAACCAAUUGUUCAGAGCCUUUUAAAGGGCCAUGCUUUCGUGUGUCAUCCAAGCACUACAGUAUCUUACCUAGGAAACCAUUUGCAAUGGUAAAAAUGUCUAAAAACUCAUUUAUUUGCAGUGUAGCUGAAAGUUUAGUUUGAAACGUGCUGACAUUAAACAAAGCAUUUUUUUUUCCUUGGAAAUGAAUAAAUAUGGCUUGUGUUCAAAGUCAAAGUAGCCUUGAAAUAA
Messenger RNA from Megalops cyprinoides (Indo-Pacific tarpon), 2463 nucleotides. It is a transcript of the gene ddx1, whose product is annotated as DEAD (Asp-Glu-Ala-Asp) box helicase 1. NCBI's taxonomy places the organism in Eukaryota, Metazoa, Chordata, Actinopteri, Elopiformes, Megalopidae. The coding region runs from base 35 to 2257 and encodes 740 amino acids. The transcript is spliced from 26 exons. The record is from RefSeq and is a predicted model, not a curated record. Gene Ontology annotation, molecular function: RNA helicase activity; nucleic acid binding; protein binding.